AUGCACAAGUCAGAGACCUCGAAGAUACAACCACUUAUCACGGUGCUGUUGGUGGCGGUGGAGUCAGGAUUCGGUCCGCAACUCACAAGGAGGCAGGACAGUGCAAUAUCAUCGUUAUCAGUGCCGGGGCGAAGCAGAGACAAGGCAAGUUCGCGAUUUGGCCUCCGACGUCGCAAUUUGGCCAUUUUAAAGUCCGCCACAUAUGAUAUGAAGCCAUUCCGCGAAGACACCGUCAUUUUGCUGGUAGCAAAUCCUGUGGAUGUAUUGACCUACUUUUGCCAGAAGUAUUCUGGCUUACCCAAAGGCCAAAUCAUUGGGAGUGGGACCUUCCUCGACAGUGCAAGGCUGAGAGGUAUCUUGGCUGCAAAGCUCGGUGUUGAUGCUGGCAGCGUGGAUGCUUAUGUGCUGGGGGAGCACGGAGAAUCGCAGAUGGUGGCUUGGUCCUGCGUCACCGUUGGCGCUGUGCCACUGGAUCAGUGUCUCUUGCCAGGAGCGUCUAUCGAUCGCAAAGCCGUUGCGCUGGAAACGAAAGACAAAGCAGCAAAGAUCAUCGAAGCGAAAGGGGCCACAGCCUACGGCAUUGGAGCCCUGAGUGCUGCCAUCUGCAAGUCGAUCUUGUUUGACCAACGAAAUGUUCGUCCAAUCUCUCACUGGGUUGCCGAGUAUGGAUGCUGCUUGAGUUUACCAGUAGUCCUUGGGCGGCGGGGAAUAAUCAGAUCUCUCAGCAUCCCACUGAACCAAGAGGAGAGAGGUCUGUUACACAAGAGUGCCGACACUCUAAAGAAAUUUAUCCAAGAAGCAGAGCAGGCGCAGAAGUAG
Messenger RNA from Fonsecaea erecta, 819 nucleotides. RefSeq names its product L-lactate dehydrogenase. Gene Ontology annotation, biological process: carboxylic acid metabolic process. Lineage: Eukaryota; Fungi; Ascomycota; Eurotiomycetes; Chaetothyriales; Herpotrichiellaceae. The transcript has 4 exons. The record is from RefSeq and is a predicted model, not a curated record. Gene Ontology annotation, molecular function: oxidoreductase activity, acting on the CH-OH group of donors, NAD or NADP as acceptor. The coding region runs from base 1 to 819 and encodes 272 amino acids.